Symbiodinium natans is the source of this 1032-nucleotide messenger RNA. The record is from the annotation of a GenBank genome assembly. Lineage: Eukaryota; Dinophyceae; Suessiales; Symbiodiniaceae.
AUGGCCGAGACUAUGCGAUCUUGGGAGGCCAAGAAGAUGCGGGGCGAGCCAGCCAGGAACUGGAGCCCCAAUCUGCAGACUAGCGUGGAUGGACAUUCAGGAGGAUCAUGGCCGGAUCGGCCAGAGAUGACAAGGAUCCUGAGUUCUUCCCGGGCGGGCCGCAUGCACUGGCAUCGAAAUCAAUUUGUGCCGCUGCCAUGCCGGCCCCCGAAUCCGGACAAGCAGCUGGAGGAGUUCAUGGCGCCCGAGCAUCGGCAACACCUCAUCUACCUGGCUCUUUACAGAGACAAGAUUGACCAGCAUCAGGCGGCGAUGGCCAAGCCAAAGAGCCCAGAAGGGCGAGCUCGGAGCCCGUCGCCGCCAGCUGAGGAGGCGGAGACCGAGAUCCAUGCAACGAGUGGUUUCGCUGCCACCACGGGAGGAAUGUAUGAUCACACCGGCAAGACCGGCUACGAUCACAGGAGACCCCGGACAGCAGCGGCGGCGCACACUGCGACAGUUAAGGCAACAUCUGCAAGCGGUUUGGGGUACUUGGACGAACAUGCAGAGGCCAAGAGACUGGGCAAGCUGUUCGACGAGUGGGUCUCGAAGCAGGACAUUGAUGCUGCCUAUGAGAGCGUUGCGUUGCCGAGCCCUCGUGCAGAAGGUCGGCGAGUGAAGGUCGAAGCCUCACAGGCCAAAAGCAGGAGAUUGCGCAGUUUCGCCAGCAAAGGUCGCAGGCAUUCCGGGGGUUCCAAUCUGAAGAGCACUCAGACCGCAAAGUCAGAAGAAGAUGAGGCCAGCUGUCUUGGAGAUCAUCCGUCUGUCGGGACAGCAUCAUCCUGGCACCAUCGACGGUUUCCAGCAGAUCCAGCAGAUCGGCGCAAGCUGGAGCGCCUGUGGAUGGUUAUGACGAAUCCCAAGAUCCGAAGCGCGAGCCUUUCGGACAAGGCCAGCCAUGAGCGCGUUCGUCAAGUGCCUACACGCAUUGAGGGCAUCAAGCCGCUGAUGCUGUACAAGCUCUACCAUGGGCCCUGGCGACUCGAUAUUUGA